AUGGUGGUGGCGGUGAUUGGUGGUGGUGGAAUGGAGUCCGUGCCGAUCCCAACGGCGUCGCUGCUACUGCAGGAGUGGCAGCAGCCACAACAACAGCAGCAGCAGCCACAACAACAGCAGCCACAACAACAGCAGCAGCAGCAACAGCAGCAGCAACAGCAGCAGCCACAGCAGCAGCAACAGCAGCAGCAACAGCAGCAGCAACAACACGCAGCAUACGAGGAGGCCUGUCGCGAUAGCGGGCUCACAACCCGUAGUCCCCUACCACCAUCUCCUACACAACAACAAGGUACAUCGUCCACUUCGCCAGUCGAGCGACACCGCCUCUCAGCACGGGUCACUUGGACGGACGAGUUCAAGGUAUGUGCCUGCAAGUGCGCCCCCUCAAAUCGGCAACGACGCUCGCACGCGAGCAGCGCCAAGCAGAAGAGCAAGAGAUGA
Molecule: messenger RNA, 441 nt
Organism: Salpingoeca rosetta
Lineage: Eukaryota; Choanoflagellata; Craspedida; Salpingoecidae
Exons: 2
Coding region: 1-441 (146 amino acids)
Source: RefSeq, a predicted model, not a curated record